This is a messenger RNA of Cuculus canorus (common cuckoo), 4713 nucleotides long. RefSeq names its product mitogen-activated protein kinase kinase kinase 13 (gene MAP3K13). Gene Ontology annotation, biological process: JNK cascade; protein autophosphorylation. NCBI's taxonomy places the organism in Eukaryota, Metazoa, Chordata, Aves, Cuculiformes, Cuculidae. Gene Ontology annotation, molecular function: ATP binding; JUN kinase kinase kinase activity. Bases 1696 to 4611 code for a protein of 971 amino acids. The record is from RefSeq and is a predicted model, not a curated record. The transcript is spliced from 18 exons.
GAAGCUUUCUGGCGCCGCCCCGGCAGGGGCGCCUCCCGCUGGGCCGGGGGCUCCGAGCCCCAUCCGGCUCGGGCAGAGCAGUGGGGCCGGGGCCGCGGCCUCCGCUCGGGCGGCUGCACUCGGUGACAUCAAAGGUCCUUCCCAGCUUAGCGAGGACAGGCUGAGGGUCGCGGUUGUUCAGCCUGGAGAAGAGAGGGCUCCGGGAUAACCUUAUAGCGACCUUCCAGUACCUGAAGGGGCUCCGGGAGAGCUGAGGAGGGGCUGUUUACAAAGGCACGGAGUGACAGGACGAGGAGCAAUGGCUGUAAACUGGAGGGGGGCAGAGUUAGACUGGGCAUAAGGAGGAGUUUCUUCCCUAUGAGGGUGGGGAGGCCCUGGCCCAGGUUGCCCAGAGCAGUGGUGGCUGCCCCAUCCCUAGAGGGAUUCCAGGCCAGGUUGGAUGGGGCUUGGAGCCCCUGAUCCAGUGGGAGGUGUCCCUGCCCAUGGCAGGGGGUGGGACUGCAUGGACUUUAAGGUCCCUUCCAACCCAAACUAUUCUAUGAUUCUAUGGUGGAAUAAGGCAGUUCCCCAGGGCAGGAUGUGUGGUACCAGCUUACAUGUGCUAAAUGGAGGCAAUGUAGUGCUCGUGAGCAUAGGACAAUGACAGCGAAACCUCUAGAGAUAGCAGACAGGAGCCUGUUGUCCUCCUUUCUCAUUUGAGCUCUGUGGGAGUUUUGCUGCUGGGAACUACUAGGACCUUGUGACUUCAUUUGCAGUUCUUCUUCUCUUAUCCUGUGGCUUUACUAAUUCAGAGAAUGGCUGCUCUGAGUGUGCUGCUUGCAUUUUCCAGGCAGAGUGAAAAAAUAAAGGGAAAUGCUUUCUGUGUUCACUGAGAUGGAUUUGAGUACCAAUCUGACCGCUCUGGGAAGGCGUUUGAGAUGUGAAAGCUUAUGUCUGCGUGGUAACUGUGUCAGCAAGGGUGGAAUUUCAGGAGGGCAGGUUUAAGGUGAAUUUACUCCUGUAGGGGCUGGCUCUGCACACCUCGUUUUCAGCCCUCUGUUUCCAUUGCUUCUCGCACUGGUGCCAGAGUAAGCAGUGCUGCAGUCAGACGAGUCUGUCUGCUGAACCGGCCAGUGUUCAGAGUUGUAUGGGAAGGGAGAGGACGGAGCUGGGCGUGUGUCUGUCCAAAGCUGUGGUGUCUAGUCUGUACCAGGGAGAGGCAGGCCCAUCCAAGGCAGAAGCGGUUACACCGCUUUUGAAAGCGUUCCCCGAGGCUGCGCUUCGCUGGACAGAAUACCGGUUUCUGAGGGGAAGAGCAAAGAAUUAAUGACGAAAACGGAUGGACCAUUACUUCUUCCAAAAUGAGCCUAUUCACACUUUUCUACUGGAGACUAACAUGUCUUGAAGGAAGAGCUGAGCGCCCAAUGGUUUCAUAAGCUCUCCUGCUACCUGUUCAGGUACUGGUCAGAAAGCCUAAAUGGAUGGAUCCUCCUCUGUAGAGAAUAAUGUGGGGCUGGAUUGUCCUAAACAUCACUUAUGAUGCAGCUUCAGAGAACAGCUUGAUUUAUCUGACCUGAAGAGGAGGCACAUGUGCAAUAAGCCGAGAGGACAUGGGCUGUCAGUGCAUCUGGAAAAAUGAUCAGGUACUGGGUCCAUGUGUCGCAUCUGAAUUGUCUUGUACGAAUUCCCUAAGUUCCAACUCAGACCACCUUCUUGAUGCACGCUCACUGCAUCAUGGCCAGUACUCAGGAGCGCCUGAGCUUGUCUUCCUCUCCAAACUCUAUUGGCAAAGCUUUCUGUGAAGAUAAAGACUUUAGUGUGUUACACAAUGAACACGUGCCUGCUGGAAACCACCCGUCCCCCGAGCUCAUCGAGGACGUGCGCGAGAAAGGCUUGCUGCAGGGGGACCUCAUCGAGAACAUGAGCAGCCCAGUCACUGCAGCCGUGCUGACCAGCAUCAGUGAGGACUCUAGGGACCAAUUUGAGAACAGCGUGCUGCAGCUGCGAGAGCAGGAUGAGUUGGAAACAGCCAUUCCUCAGGGCAACAGGAACACUACGGAUGGGGAGAGCAACAGUGGGGCGGAUGAUGUCAAAGUCCAGUUCAACAGAUCAGGCAGCGGGAGUGGUGGGUUUCUUGAGGGACUUUUUGGUUGCCUGAGGCCCGUGUGGAACAUCAUAGGCAAGGCGUACUCCACAGACUACAAACUGCAGCAGCAAGAUACCUGGGAGGUGCCGUUCGAGGAGAUCUCGGAGCUGCAGUGGCUGGGCAGCGGUGCGCAGGGAGCUGUCUUCCUGGGCAAAUUCCGGGCGGAAGAGGUGGCCAUCAAGAAAGUGAGAGAUCAGAAUGAAACGGAUAUCAAGCAUUUGCGGAAACUCAAGCAUCCCAACAUCAUUGCAUUCAAAGGAGUUUGCACUCAAGCCCCGUGUUACUGUAUUAUUAUGGAGUACUGUGCACACGGGCAGCUCUACGAAGUGCUGCGAGCAGGGAGGAAAGUCACCCCUCGGCUGCUCGUGGACUGGUCCACAGGGAUCGCAAGUGGGAUGAAUUAUCUGCACCUUCACAAAAUCAUCCAUCGAGACCUCAAGUCACCCAACGUUUUAGUUACACACACAGAUGCAGUAAAAAUUUCAGAUUUUGGUACCUCUAAAGAACUCAGUGAUAAAAGUACCAAAAUGUCUUUUGCGGGAACUGUGGCCUGGAUGGCACCAGAGGUGAUCCGCAAUGAACCCGUCUCUGAAAAGGUGGAUAUCUGGUCGUUUGGGGUGGUUUUGUGGGAGCUGCUGACAGGAGAGAUUCCCUACAAGGACGUGGACUCUUCAGCCAUCAUCUGGGGAGUGGGCAGCAACAGCUUGCACCUUCCUGUUCCUUCCACCUGCCCUGAUGGCUUCAAAAUCCUCAUGAAGCAGACCUGGCAGAGCAAGCCCCGGAAUCGUCCCUCCUUCCGGCAGACUCUGAUGCACCUGGAUAUUGCAUCUGCUGAUGUGCUGGCUACUCCUCAGGAAACCUAUUUCAAGUCACAGGCUGAAUGGCGAGAAGAAGUGAAGAAACAUUUUGAGAAGAUUAAAAGCGAAGGCACUUGUAUCCACCGGCUAGAUGAGGAAUUGAUUCGCCGUCGAAGAGAAGAGCUGAGACAUGCGUUGGAUAUCCGUGAACACUAUGAAAGGAAGCUGGAGCGAGCCAAUAACCUAUAUAUGGAGCUCAGCGCUAUAAUGCUGCAGCUGGAGGUCCGUGAGAAGGAGCUCAUAAAGAGGGAACAAGCAGUGGAAAAGAAAUACCCUGGGACGUACAAACGCCACCCAGUCAGACCAAUAAUCCACCCCAAUACAGUGGAGAAGCUGAUGAAGAGGAAAGGGGUCUCCCAUAAACCAGGCAGCCAGACCAAACGGCCGGAUCUGCUGAAGUCGGAGGGCAUACCCAGCACAGAAGCAGCAUCCAAUGGCUCACCAGUCUCAGGGAGUCCCAAAAUGUCCACACCGAGUGGCAAAAGCCGCUAUCGCAGUAAGCCACGCCACCGCCGAGGGAACAGCAAAGGCAGCUACAAUGAUUUUGCAGGGAUCUUGAAAAACCAGCCAGUGCAAGAUGAUGCACCCCCAUCUCCACCCCAUAAUCAUUCUCCUCAUCCCAGCCUACCCCAGCCUGGCCACAGCCAUCCCCAUGGCCAUCACUCAAGGCUUCAUGCCCAUGGACAAGAUAUUGCAAACUGCGCGAACAACCUAAGGUACUUUGGCCCUGCAGCUGCGCUGCGGAGCCCUCUCAGUAACCACGCUCAAAGGCAGAUGUCUGGUUCCAGUCCCGAUCUCAUCUCUGCUGCUAUGGAAGUGGAUUGCCGAAGGAAUCUGGAGAGCAAAGAGAGCAAAGCUGAUCACUGGGAGUGUUGCAAAACAGUUCCAUAUGAUUCCUGCCUUCAGUGCAGGGGAGAGGACAGCAGUCAGGUACAGAUUUCAUCUGCAGAAACAGGGAUGAGCCGUUCCCAGUCACCAACAUCUAUUUCCCUGUAUGAAAACGUGCAGUUUAUUUCGAAAUUGGAGGAGGAGGGCUUCAGCAGCUCGAAGUCAGCAUCCGCCCUGGGCACUCCGCAGCACAUGGCUUCCUCGGUCCUGCCAUGCAAAGCAAGGCCCCUUCAAAAGAGCGGUGAUGACUCUUCAGAAGAGGAGGAGGGCGAAGUAGACAGUGAAGUGGAGUUUCCGCGUAGACAAAGACCUCACCGCUGCAUUAGUAGCUGCCAGUCCUACUCAACCUUCAGCUCGGAGAACUUCUCUGUCUCAGAUGGAGAGGAGGGGAACACAAGCGAUCAUUCAAACAGCCCGGAUGAGCUGGCCACCAAGCUGGAAGAUGAGCUGGCUGAGAAGCUAGAGGACAUGCUGUCCCAGACUCCAGAGAUCCCCAUUGAAAUCUCUACCCAGUCCGAUGGGCUUUCAGACAAAGAGUGUGCCGUGCGGAGAGUCAAGACUCAGAUGUCUCUGGGCAAGCUUUGUGCAGAUGAACACGGCUGUGAGAACCCAGCACAGUUUGGAGAAUCAGACUGUGACUCUUCUGAAGGGGAGUGUUCUGAUGCCACAGUCAGGACCAAUAAGCCCUGCAGCUCUGCUACUUGGAAGAGAAGAUGCUUCUCCUUCCCACCCCAGGAGUGAUUUGCAAUAACCCGAAUCUCUGGAAAAUGUCCAAAUGAAAUUAAUUCUCUUUAAGCAUUUCAAUCAAGAAUGGCAGGGAUGUAUUUUAUUGAAUAAUCUAGU